GAGGCCCCGCUGGCGGCCAAUCGCGGCGCGGGGCCGCUGCGUGUCGCCCCGUGAGGCGGCUGCGCCGUGGCCGUCGGGCGCCGCUCAGAGCCGCGGCAGCCCCCGGGCAGGCCCCAGGCCAGGCCCCGCCGCCCGCACCGGCACCGGCCCGCAGUCCCCGCGGAGGGCGGGGAGAUGCAGCCCCCGGGGCCACAGCCGCCGCUCUACGCGCCCAGCAACGGGGACUUCACGUUCGUCUCCUCUGCCGAUGCCGAAGAUCUUAGUGGGUCCAUAGCAACUCCAGAUGUUAAGCUAAAUCUUGGAGGAGAAUUCAUCAAAGAAUCUACUGCAACUACAUUCCUGAGACAGAGAGGGUAUGGCUGGCUUCUGGAAGUGGAAGAUGAUGACCCAGAAGAUAACAAGCCGCUUCUGGAGGAACUUGACAUUGACCUGAAGGAUAUUUACUACAAAAUUCGAUGCGUGUUGAUGCCUAUGCCAUCUCUUGGGUUUAAUAGGCAGGUAGUGAGAGACAAUCCAGAUUUCUGGGGUCCUCUGGCAGUUGUCCUCUUCUUCUCAAUGAUUUCCUUAUAUGGACAAUUUAAGGUUGUUUCUUGGAUUAUAACUAUUUGGAUAUUUGGAUCCUUGACAAUUUUUUUACUGGCCAGGGUUCUUGGAGGAGAUGUUGCUUACGGCCAAGUUCUUGGUGUGAUAGGAUAUUCUCUACUUCCCCUCAUUGUCAUAGCACCCGUACUUUUGGUGGUUGGAUCAUUUGAAGUGGUUUCUACCCUAAUAAAAUUGUUUGGAGUCUUCUGGGCUGCAUACAGUGCUGCAUCCUUACUAGUUGGAGAAGAAUUCAAGACCAAGAAACCCCUUCUAAUUUAUCCAAUCUUUUUAUUAUACAUUUAUUUCCUGUCCUUGUACACUGGGGUGUGAUCUAGUGAAAGAUGUGGCCAAAACCCAUGUUUUAGUCACUUGCAGACUGAAUGCGUAAGAUUAAGGAGGCUGGAGAAUAAUACAAGUGACUGUUUUGUAUCCAGUUGUCAAGAUGUUUUAAGAUUGAAGAGCGUAUUUGUGUAUAUUAUUUAAUGAAGUAAUUGUAGCUAUAUAGAUUUGUAUUAAAGUUCUAGGUUUGUUUAAGACUCUUCAGAUUUUAAUGAACAAAAUAAAAGAAUCUUGUGUUUUAUAAGAAAGUGUAGCAAAAAUACAACUCCGUACCUGUGCCAAAAGCACUAGGACCAGAUUACUAUAUUUGAGGAGAAAAAAGAGAAGUUAACUGUAACAAUCUCCAAGUGCAAUUUUUCUUUUGAGCUUAAACACAGCUGGCUUUUUUGGCACAGCAAAUUCUGUAGAUAAUAUAUAUAUUUAUGGAACAGUCCUGAUUGUUCACAGAAUAGCCUGUAUAAUCAAGACAUGAAGAUACUACUUUUAAUUUAGUGCCUCAAUUACUUUGAUUUGGCUGUUGAGUUUUUAUAAAUUCCAAUUUGUUUCAAAACAUGUAUAUACUGUGUAUUUUGUAUCUAUGGCUUGUGUGUAGCAUAAGUACUCCUUGGUUAAGGAUGUAUAUUGGGUUUUUAAAGUUUAAAAAUGACAAGUAUUUGAAGUCUUCAUUCACUAGCUCUGACCAAAGGAGCAAGACAUUUACUGCGUGACGUAAUUAAAUUGCUUAUUUAGAGGAUUUAAUUUACUUAAGUUUAAAAUUACAGAAAGACAGGUGAACACCUUUCUCAGUUGUGGCUGGCUUAAUGUCAGAAGAAAAAAAAGACGAUCUCUCACAUCUGUUUGACCUCUAAACAAUGUUAUUUUAUGAUGACAAAAUAAAAAGAAUGCUUCCC
Cygnus olor (mute swan) is the source of this 1811-nucleotide messenger RNA. RefSeq names its product Yip1 domain family member 4 (gene YIPF4). The record is from RefSeq and is a predicted model, not a curated record. Gene Ontology annotation, cellular component: trans-Golgi network; membrane. The transcript is spliced from 6 exons. Gene Ontology annotation, biological process: endoplasmic reticulum to Golgi vesicle-mediated transport; vesicle fusion with Golgi apparatus. The coding region runs from base 175 to 912 and encodes 245 amino acids. Lineage: Eukaryota; Metazoa; Chordata; Aves; Anseriformes; Anatidae.